Ipomoea triloba (trilobed morning glory) is the source of this 351-nucleotide messenger RNA. Its product is annotated as E3 ubiquitin-protein ligase MARCH2-like. The coding region runs from base 1 to 351 and encodes 116 amino acids. Gene Ontology annotation, molecular function: zinc ion binding; ubiquitin-protein transferase activity. Gene Ontology annotation, cellular component: membrane. The record is from RefSeq and is a predicted model, not a curated record. Gene Ontology annotation, biological process: protein ubiquitination. Lineage: Eukaryota; Viridiplantae; Streptophyta; Magnoliopsida; Solanales; Convolvulaceae. The transcript has 4 exons.
AUGUCUUCAAGCAAGAUGGUAGAGUGCAGGAUAUGCCAUGGUGAAGAUUUGGAUUCAAAUAUGGAGGUUCCGUGCUCUUGCCGGGGUACCUUAAAGUACGCACAUAGGGCAUGUCUGCAAAGUUGGUGCAAUGAGAAAGGAAACACUAUGUGUGAGAUAUACAAUCAGCCUUUCAAGCCUGAUUAUACAGCAACUCCCCGUGUUCGUCACUAUGGGAGGCUUCCUAGCCUCUUAAGGGGAGCUAGGAUAAUUCCGAGGAGACACUACAAUGAUCGGCCUAAUCCCUUUACAGCGAGGUUUAGAGAGCAAAAUAGGAAUGAGCAGAAUGGGAAUGGUUCAUCUAAUUCUUGA